AUGGAAGAAUAUUUUUGGAGGGAAAAAUCUAGAGUUAAAUGGCACUCUCAAGGGGAUAGGAAUACCAAAUUCUUCCACACUUAUGCUAGGAUUAGAAGGAAAACUAAUACCAUUAAUUCUUUAGUCAUUGAUGAUAGUGUGAUAUCUAAUCAAAGUUUGCUUGAAAACCAUAUUGUGGAACACUUCACUAAUCUUUUUAAUCAGAAUUAUGUUUUGCAGGAGAAUGGUCUCAUCAGGAAGGUGAUCCCUAAGCUUGUUAAUGAUCCUAUUAAUGAUAUGCUAACCAUGAUUCCUAGUGAAGAAGAGAUUCACAAGGCUGUUCUCAACCUCAAUGUUGAUUCUUCCCCUUGGCCUGAUGGUUUUGGGGGCAUAUUCUUUCACAAGUAUUUGAGCAUAAUAAAAAAUGAUAUUGUUGCUGCUGUUAUCCAGUUCUUUACUCAGGGGUGGAUGCUGCCUAAUUAUAAUGCCAACACUCUCAUUCUCAUUCCAAAGAGCAAUGAUGCCAGCAACAUUGAUAGACUUGCUUCCAUUCUCCCUAUUUUGAUCUCCAAGGAGCAAAAAGGUUUUGUGGCUGGCAGGAAUAUCAGGGAUGGGGUCUGCAUCACUUCUGAAGCAAUCAACAUUCUUCAAAAUAAAAGUUUUAGUGGCAAUGCUGCUUUGAAAAUUGACAUUGCCAAAGCCUUUGAUACCCUUAAUUGGGAUUUCCUUAUUGCUACUCUUGAUAGUUUUG
Messenger RNA from Vicia villosa (hairy vetch), 730 nucleotides. RefSeq lists its product as uncharacterized. NCBI's taxonomy places the organism in Eukaryota, Viridiplantae, Streptophyta, Magnoliopsida, Fabales, Fabaceae. The record is from RefSeq and is a predicted model, not a curated record. The annotation marks the transcript as partial. The transcript is spliced from 2 exons.